This is a messenger RNA of Phytophthora infestans T30-4, 480 nucleotides long. RefSeq lists its product as uncharacterized. The transcript is spliced from 3 exons. The record is from RefSeq and is a predicted model, not a curated record. Lineage: Eukaryota; Oomycota; Peronosporomycetes; Peronosporales; Peronosporaceae. The coding region runs from base 13 to 480 and encodes 155 amino acids.
CGAACCGAAACCAUGGGAGCGCGACCUCGGGCCUCGUACGCGCUCAUGCCGCCCACACAUCACCACAAGAGUGACGAGAGCGACGGCGAUAACAGCGACAGCGAUACUGAAGAUCACCUGCAAUCACGUGUGGGUCGGUCGCAACAAGCGGCGCUGUGGAGCACUAGACUACACGCCUUCCUGUGGAUUGCGGCAGCUGGACUCCUGAUCUACGGGACCGACUUUUUCCGCGUCAUUUUCACAGACCCACGCGUUAAACGGGGGUUCUUUCAGGUGGCAUUGGUCUGCACUGGAGUCAACACUUGCAUUACGGUUGUCUAUUGCCCACGCAUGAUCCCUACUGCCACAAUAGUGGGUGUUGUGGCUACCUUUUGCUACAUCUGCGCCUUCUGGCCAAUUUGGGGGCUACUUACGCCGGGGUUACUUGGACUCGUGUUCACUGGGGCGCUCAUGACAGCACACUUCUUGCCACCGAUCUAG